CCUGGUUUUGUUUUCUGGUUUACCACACAGUCCCCUCUAUAGCAAUAACGCAGAGAGAAAGGUUUUGUUGAACAACCAACAAUGGCGUCCAUUAAGCAAUCCAAAUCAAAACCAAAAAAGAAGACACUGAAGGAAGUCAAAACCCUAGGGCAGCAAUUACUCUCAUCAACAGCUCACAUAAACAACCUCCCUCUCCUCCUCACUUUCAUAUCCCCAAACUACCCUCCUCAGCUCGUCCUCGAGUCUCUCCUCUCUCUCCAAUCCUUCUACACUCCGCUCCUCCCUUCCCUCCCGCCUUCUUCCAAGCCUAAAACGACGUCGCACGGUGGUGAUAAUGAGGCUGAUGUUAUUUACAAAACGUGGCUACGGUCUAAGUUUGACGAGCUCAUUAAGUCGCUUCUGGAUCUUUUGUUGUUCGCUGAGCUGGAUGAGACUUUGAAAGAAGUUGUUUUGGAUUCGGUUAUGGAGUUUGUGAAGCUCGGAAAUGGAGGGCGAUUUAAUUCCGCUAUUUAUCACCGAUUACUGCAUAAUUUAGUUCACUCUUCUGCACCGGUUGAUUUUUUGGUACAGUUGCUUGAAUCUAAGUAUUUCAAGUACAUUGAUAUCCGCUAUUUCAGCUACAUUAGCCUUGAAAAAAUUGCAAAAACUUUGGAUGGAAAAGACAUCACUGAAGAGAAAAAGAACUCCAAUGGAGAUGAUGCAAAUCAUUUAAGGGCAAGCACGGAUCAAUGUAUUCACAAGAUACAGCAAAUUUUAUCAUGCAUCCCCGCACUAGAUGACCCAAAAGAGAAUUCUGUUUAUGAGAUGUGGAGCAGCUCAGGAUUCUCAUCAGAAAAAGGGGAGUCUGGAGAUGUCUCUGAGCUUCCAAAAGUGCAAGACAAGCAUCAUAAGAAUGGUUUAUCUGCUGUCAAGAUCAGCAAAAAGAUGAAAGUAAAGUUCACUAAGGCAUGGAUUUCAUUUCUUAGGCUACCACUUCCGGUUGAUGUCUACAAAGAGGUUCUCAUUUCCCUCCAUCAGGCUGUCAUUCCUUACAUCUCUAAUCCAUUAAUAUUAUGUGACUUCUUAACCAGAUCAUAUGACAUUGGCGGUGUUGUUAGUGUUAUGGCCCUGAGCAGCCUCUUCAUUCUCAUGACUCAGCAUGGCUUAGAGUAUCCCAACUUCUAUGAAAAAUUAUAUGCUCUGUUGGCACCUUCUGUCUUUUUGGCUAAACACAGGGCAAAAUUUUUUCAGCUUCUUGACUCCUGUUUAAAGUCACCACUUCUUCCUGCCUAUUUGGCUGCUGCUUUUGCUAAGAAAUUGAGCAGGCUUGCACUUGUAGUACCUCCUUCAGGAGGAGUGGUUAUUAUUGCAUUGAUUCACAAUCUUCUAAGGAGGCAUCCAUCUAUCAACUGUUUGGUGCAUCGGGAAGAUGAAACUUCAACUGAUAAUUCUGAAGUAAAAGAGGAGACUGAUGAAGGUGCAAACAGUUCUAGAAAUGGGAGUCAUGCUUCUUCCAGGAAAACUGGCAUUGACCAUUUUAACAAUGAGGAAAGCAACCCUAUAAAGUCUAGUGCAUUGAGAAGCUCUUUGUGGGAAAUCGAUACCCUUCGUCACCACUACUGUCCACCUGUUUCGAGGUUUGUUGUAUCGUUGGAGAAUGACUUGACAGUCCGAGCCAAGACCACUGAACUUAACAUUAAUGAUUUUAGUUCUAGUUCGUAUGCAACCAUUUUCGGAGAGGAGCUUAGAAGAAGAGUAAAACAGGUCCCAUUGGCAUUUUUUAAAGCAACUCCGACCUCUUUGUUCUCUGAGUCUGAUUUCGUUGGCUGGACAUUCAAAUAUGAAGAAACCAAACAUAAUGACGCUGAAAAUGGUGUCUUGAACAAAUCUGAAGAAAAUGAUAGCUGCCCUGCCAAACGACAACGGGUAGAGUGCUCCUAAAUCUCUGUUUACAUUUUUUGAAUCCCAAGACCAAGUAAAUUAAUCAUGGACCCAUUAUAGCUCGUUUCCUUCUCCCUUUCCUGUUUAUUUUACUAUGUUGAUGUUCAAAUUGAUCAUAGCGGUCAAUGUUUGAGCUUACUGUCACAUGAAACUGUUAGCGCUAGGUUUCGUAGUAUUUAUGCACUGUUGAUGGAAUUAAGCAAGUUUUGGAACGUCUGUUUUA
Mercurialis annua (annual mercury) is the source of this 2143-nucleotide messenger RNA. Its product is annotated as protein NUCLEOLAR COMPLEX ASSOCIATED 4. Bases 82 to 1920 code for a protein of 612 amino acids. Gene Ontology annotation, cellular component: nucleolus; Noc4p-Nop14p complex; small-subunit processome. The record is from RefSeq and is a predicted model, not a curated record. NCBI's taxonomy places the organism in Eukaryota, Viridiplantae, Streptophyta, Magnoliopsida, Malpighiales, Euphorbiaceae. The transcript has 15 exons. Gene Ontology annotation, biological process: ribosome biogenesis.